Rattus norvegicus (Norway rat) is the source of this 939-nucleotide messenger RNA. RefSeq names its product olfactory receptor family 1 subfamily J member 16 (gene Or1j16). Gene Ontology annotation, biological process: detection of chemical stimulus involved in sensory perception of smell; G protein-coupled receptor signaling pathway; signal transduction. The record is from RefSeq and is marked reviewed. Gene Ontology annotation, molecular function: olfactory receptor activity; G protein-coupled receptor activity. Lineage: Eukaryota; Metazoa; Chordata; Mammalia; Rodentia; Muridae. Gene Ontology annotation, cellular component: plasma membrane; membrane. Bases 1 to 939 code for a protein of 312 amino acids. The transcript has a single exon.
AUGAGGAUGGAUAAUGAGAGCACAGUAUCUGAGUUCAUCCUCCUGGGGCUUCCCAUUCGGGCAGAGGACCAAGGCAUGUACUUUGCCCUGUUCCUGACCAUGUACCUGACAACUGUGCUGGGAAACCUGCUAAUCAUUCUGCUCAUCAGGCUGGACUCUCACCUCCACAACCCCAUGUACUUCUUCCUCAGCCACUUGGCUUUCACAGACAUCUCUUUCUCAUCGGUCACAGCUCCAAAGAUGCUCAUGAAUAUGCUGACACACUUUCAGUCUAUCUCAUAUGCUGGGUGCAUUUUCCAGGUAUAUUUUUUUGCAAUAUUUGCUGAUCUUGAUAGCUUUCUUCUGACUUCAAUGGCCUAUGACAGGUAUGUGGCUAUCUGUCACCCUCUGCACUAUUCACAAACUAUGAGUCAGAGCCUCUGUGUUCUUCUAGUAGUUGUAUCCUGGGCCCUAUCCACAGUCAAUGCGCUGGUACACACCCUUCUCUUGGCUCGCCUAUCUCACUUCAGAGACAAUACCAUCCCCCAUUACUUCUGUGACCUCUCUGCUUUGCUGAAGCUGUCCAGCUCAGAUACCACCAUUAAUGAGCUGGUCAUCCUUGUUUUAGGUAAUGUGGUCAUUACCCUGCCAUUCAUAUGCAUUCUGGUCUCUUAUGGCCACAUUGGAGUCACUAUUCUGAAAACUCCCUCAAUCAAAGGAAUCUGCAAAGCCUUGUCCACAUGUGGGUCUCACCUCUGUGUAGUUUCCUUGUACUAUGGAGCCAUUAUUGGGCUAUAUUUUGUCCCCUCAUCUAAUAACACUAAUGACAAGGAUGCCAUUGUGGCUGUGAUGUACACUGUGGUUACGCCCAUGCUGAAUCCCUUCAUUUAUAGUCUGAGGAAUCAGGAUAUGAAAGGAGCACUAAAACAUAUUCUUAGCGGGAGACUGUGUUCACAAUGA